CAAUGUCAGAUGGGUUGCACAAAUUAAAUUCCCCUCCUCGUCGACGACGACGGGUCAGCCAAGCCCGGACGCACUAAACAAUCGUUUUCUGUGUGUUUUAUGUCCUUUUUAACCCGAUCCUUCCAUCGGCUGUCCAGAAUGUCGAAAUACAGCGGCCAAAACCUUGGCUCCCUUUCGCCGGCCGAGAUCAAGCAGUGGCUCGAUUCGAUCGACACGGUGCUAACGGACUGCGACGGGGUGAUCUGGGUGGACAACAACCCACUGCCCGGGGCGCCCGAGGUGAUAAAUCGUUUCAUUGCGAACGGCAAGAAGCUGUUCUUCGUGACGAACAACUCGACGAAAACGCGCCCGGAAUUUGUGGAGAAAGCGGUCAAGCUUGGCUUUAACGUGACUAUCGACAACAUCAUAUCGACUGCGUACCUGGCAGCACAGUACCUGAAGAGUGUGGGCUUCUCCAAGACCGUGUACACGAUCGGUUCGACGGGCAUCACCAAGGAGCUGGACGCCGUUGGCAUACGGCACAUCGGCAUCGGGCCGGACACGAUCCAGGGCAGUCUGGCGGACACUGUCGCCAGCUUUGUGCCCGAUCCGGACGUCGGUGCCGUGAUCGUUGGGUUCGAUGAGCACUUUAGCUUCGUCAAGAUGAUGAAAGCGGCCUCGUAUCUGAACAAUCCGGACGUUAUAUUCAUUGGCACGAACACGGACGAGCGGUUCCCGAUGCCGGACCGGGUUAUACCCGGCACGGGCAGUAUCGUGCAGGCGAUGGUGACCUGCUCCGAGCGGGAACCGAUCGUGAUGGGCAAACCGAAUCCACACAUUUGCGAGAUCAUCCGCCGGGAGUACAAUGUAGAUCCGGCCCGUACGCUCAUGAUUGGCGAUCGGUGCAAUACGGACAUUUUGCUGGGGAAGAAUUGUGACUUCCAGACGCUGCUGGUCGAAACGGGUAUACACAAGGCGGAGGAUAUAGUAAAGUACGGACAGUCGGAGGAUCCGGCGGUGAAGGCACUGGUGCCGGAUGUGUAUCUACCUAAGCUGGGUGACUUACUGCCGUAUCUGUGAUGAGGGGGGGAUGGCUGAGAGGUGCUUGGAAGUGCUGUAAGAUUGUUUCAGCAUGAGAUGGUGCGAAAGUGUAACCGUUGUUUUAAACAAUUGGUUCGUGAGAGUGUUGGAAAAAAAAAUACCUCAAUAAAUGUGCGCUUUUUGCAAAAUGGGUAACAACAAAAAAAUCGCCCAUAAACUA
Molecule: messenger RNA, 1240 nt
Organism: Anopheles coluzzii
Lineage: Eukaryota; Metazoa; Arthropoda; Insecta; Diptera; Culicidae
Product: glycerol-3-phosphate phosphatase-like
Exons: 3
Coding region: 100-1059 (319 amino acids)
Cellular component (GO): cytoplasm
Molecular function (GO): phosphatase activity
Source: RefSeq, a predicted model, not a curated record